Messenger RNA from Macrobrachium nipponense, 2498 nucleotides. RefSeq names its product gastrula zinc finger protein XlCGF57.1-like. The transcript has 3 exons. Bases 461 to 2155 code for a protein of 564 amino acids. The record is from RefSeq and is a predicted model, not a curated record. Lineage: Eukaryota; Metazoa; Arthropoda; Malacostraca; Decapoda; Palaemonidae.
AACACAUUGACGCAUUGACUGCGUUAGUAACGUUAACUUCUUUUCAAACGUCUUUUAUCUUCUUAACUAAUUGCCGUCUUAAUCAUCGAGACAGUUCAUAAUUAUGCGUAAUAGUUGGUCAAUUGCAAAUAUAACUGAUAAUUAGUAUAAUAAUGUGGGUCUAAAAGGACCGUGAGAGUCAGGAAUGAAGAUUGCAAGUGGUGUCUUGGACUUAGCCCUAGAGCAUCAAUCAAUCAAUCAAUCAAGCAUUAUGUUAGUAUGGGAUGACGACCUUUGCUUCGAUAAGUCGUGACGCACCAAAUGCAAACUUAGUCAGGGUCCUCAGAAAUUGAAGUUGAAGAACAUAAUUGUCAAAAAGAAGUCUAUUUCUUGAUCUUGUUUGGAACUUCUAGUAUUCCAGAGGAAAAGGUCUUCAGAUCCUAACUAGGAUUGAGUAUUGGACAUAGAACAUCUUGUGAAAAUGGAAGCUGAAGUAUCGUCAUCAUUGCUGUUAAUCAAAGAGGAGGAGGAGGAGGAGGCUUUGGAGGAGGGUCUUACUGAAAACACAGGUGAAGGCUCUUCGUUUGUAGACCCCUUCUUGGAAGUCAAAGCAGAAUCAGAAUUUUUUUGCCAUAGUGUAUUUGAUGUGGACUGUUCAUCCCAAUCUGAUAAAUAUGAGGAGGACAGCUCUCCAAGCUGUGAUGACGAAAGCGGAAAGAACAUCUGUAUUGCAGAAGAAAAUAGAUAUUUGGGUAUUGCAGAAGAAAAUAGUCAUUUGGGUAUUGCAGAAGAAAAUAGACAUUUGGGUAUUGCAGAAGAAAAUAGACAUUUGGGUAUUGCAGAAGAAAAUAGACAUUUGGGUAGACAGGAUACAUUUUCAAAGAGAAGCAACACAACAGGGAAGCUCAUAACAGGCGCUGAAUGCCAAAGGAUAUUUUCAAAGAGCAGCCUGAAAUCCCACAUGAGAACUCAUACGAGAGAAAAACCUUAUAGUUGCUCGAUAUGCCAAGGAAGUUUUUCUCGAUUAGGUGAUUUAAAAAAACACGAGAGAACUCAUACUGGAGAAAAACCUUAUAGUUGCUCUAUAUGCCAAAGAAGUUUUCAUCAAUCAGGCCAUUUAACAAGACACAUGAAAACUCAUACAGGAGAAAAACCUUAUAGCUGCUCUUUAUGCCAAAGAAGUUUUUCUGAAUCAGGCAAUUUAACAAAACACAUGAAAACUCAUUCAGGAGAAAAACCUUAUAGUUGCUCGAUAUGCCAACGAAGUUUUUCUCAAUUAGGUGAUUUAAAAAAACACACGAGAACUCAUACUGGAGAAAAACCUUAUAGUUGCUCUAUAUGCCAAAGAAGUUUUCAUCAGUCAGGCAAUUUAACAAAACACAUGAAAACUCAUUCAGGAGAAAAACCUUAUAGUUGCUCUUUAUGCCAAAGAAGUUUUUCUCAAUCAGGCCAUUUAACAAAACACAUGAAAACUCAUACAGGAGAGAAACCAUAUACUUGCUCUCUAUGUCAAAGAAGUUUUGCUGAAUCAGAUGUUUUAAAAAAACACAUGAUAACUCACACAGGAGAGAAAAAUUUCACCUGCUCCGUAUGUCUAAGAAGUUUUUCUCAAUCAGAGGGUCUUAGAAAACACAUGAUAACUCAUACAGGAGAGAAACCAUAUACUUGCACUAUAUGUCAAAGAAGUUUUUCGCAAUCACAGGCUCUCAAAGCACACUGGGGAACUCAUACGGGAGAGAUAUAUACUUGCUCAAUAUGUCAAAAGGGUUUUUCCCAACCAAAAUAUUUAAAAGCUCACAUGAUAACUCAUACAGAAGAGAAACAACCAUAUACUUGCUCUAUAUGUCAAAGUAGUUUUUCGUAUCAGUAUGCUCUCACAAGACACAUGCGAACUCAUACUGUAGAGAAACCAUUUACUUGCUCUAUAUGUCAAAAGAGUUUCUGUCAAUCAAGUUAUCUCACAAUUCACAUGAGAACUCAUACAGGAGAGAAACCAUAUUCUUGCUCGAUAUGUCCAAGUAGUUUCUCUAAAUCAGGUUAUCUCAAAAUUCACAUGAGAACUCAUACAGGAGAGAAACCAUAUUCUUGCUCUAUAUGUUCAAGAAGUAUCUCUAAAUCAUUUGAUCUCAGAAGACACCAGAAGAGAAACCAUUCACUUGCUCUAUAUGACAAAUAAGUUUUUCUCAAAAACGUUAUUUGAAAACUCACAUCGGAACUCAUACAGGAGAGAAACCAUACAUAUGAUCUAUAUGUCAAAAGUAUUUAUAUGUUUCAGGUACUCUCUCACGACACGUAAACUCAUACUGGAGAGAAACCAUAAACUUGCUCUAUAUGUCAAAGAAGUAUUUCUUGUCAAAGUAAUUUGAAAACUCACUCCAGAACUCAUACUGGAGAAAAACCAUAUACUUGCUCUAUAUAUCAAAGAAAUUUUUUUUCCUCCAGUACUCUCACAAAGCACAUGAAAACUCUUACUAGGGAGAAACCAUUCACUUGGUCUAUAUGUCAAAGAAGUUUUACUC